UACAUUUAAGAUUUCAAAUGCAAUCACUGCAAAAGAAUGUUUUACAAGUCAAUAAAUUAAUAAAAAAAUAACAUUAUUACAGAGUGAUAAUCUAGUUACGAAAAAGGAAAUAUUAUAUAUUUUGUGUUGGUGGGAAAACUGUGUGUAACCUUGGAUGAUGACUAGCACAGAAACAAAUACAUUCCAAGUUCUUCAACAACCAAAUCCAGAUGCCUUAAACAUUUUGCAAUUAAAUGACGACUGCCUUAUAAAGAUCUUCAGCUAUUUAAACAACUAUGAGCUAAUUGACUUACUAGGAACCUGCCGCAAAUUAGACGAAAUAAUUCACAUCAAUUUGCGAAGAUGCAAAGAUCUUAGUUUUAAUUUUAGACAUUUUAGUUCUGACGACAAACGAUUAUUACAAAUUGUAAGCCCCUAUCUUACAUCCAUCGAACUAUCUGUUGGUUAUUCUAUAAGUUCUGAAAGUGUAUUGGCAGCUCUAGAGCUAAUAUCGAAUUGUAAGAAAUUAAGAAAAUUAAGAUUACAUUAUGUUGUAAUGCGUGAAAAGUAUUUAAAACUAAUUGGAAAUAUUUCUAAUCAUUUGGAAAAAAUUGAUUUGAGUUUUUGUCAACUUACCGAUGAACUUAUGACUGAAUUCUUCAAAUGGAAAUGUAAUUCCUUGAAGGAGAUAAUUUUAAUCGGGAAUUAUACGUUCUGGGGUGUGUCUUUGAUUUAUCUUAAGAAUCUCAAAUGUCUUACUAUCGAAAGUCAUGAAAAUCUGAAAAUAAAUGUAGAACAAUUGAAAGUAAAUAAUCCAAAGGCUGAGAUUAUUAUUUAUGGAAAGGGACGAUUGAAAAAAAUUUGUGAUGUUAAUUUGUGAAUAAAAACUUUGUUUGCAUUUGAA
Messenger RNA from Episyrphus balteatus (marmalade hoverfly), 883 nucleotides. RefSeq lists its product as uncharacterized. Gene Ontology annotation, molecular function: protein binding. The coding region runs from base 155 to 859 and encodes 234 amino acids. The transcript has 2 exons. The record is from RefSeq and is a predicted model, not a curated record. Lineage: Eukaryota; Metazoa; Arthropoda; Insecta; Diptera; Syrphidae.